UUAUAAAUGUCUUGAGUUUACACAUCACUACAAUGUUCUUAUUUAUUAUUUUUAUAGUAUUUUAAAGUGUUUAACCCUGGAGAAAUGAGAUAAAUGCUCAUUUUGAAACUAGUUUUAAUUUUGUCAAGUUUCCUCGUACACCUGAGCACAGAAUCCUCAGGAUUCUCAAAUUAUAAUUUUUUCCAUAAAAUAAUCUCCCCAAUUUCUCCCAAAAAAACACAAAAUUCGCAAUAUCCAGUCAAACAAAAAAUAAUAAAUAAAACCACUUUUGUUACUGGAAAAACCUUUUUUAUAUCAAAUAAUUAUAAAAACAGUACGGUGGUAAGGCCUAGGAGAUUCUAUUCGCAGCUUUUAUCCUUGCCAAGUUCAGUAGCGCUUAAAACAAGACCUCCAGAUUUACCCUCACUACUCCUCAGUGAGCGGAUUGUGUACAUCGGAUACCCUAUCCAGCAGACGGUGGCACAUUUAGUGAUCAGCCAGCUGCUCUAUCUGGACUACGAUUCGCAGGAUAAACCAAUUAAAAUAUAUAUAAAUUCGGAUAACGAACGGUCGAACGAGGAUGGGAUUUCAACAUCUGAAAUCGACGCCCUGAACAUCGUUGACGUUAUGAAUUACCUGAAAAACGAAGUUAUCACAAUCAAUCUCGGAAAGGCUUAUGGUCCUGGAGCGUUAAUUUUAGCGUCUGGAACACGGGGGAAGAGGUUUGUUCUUCCGAGGUCGUAUACGCUGUUGCGACAGUCUCCGACAACCUUGUCAUUUCGGCAGGCGGAGGACAUAGCUAUAUAUUCCAAGGAGAUUUUAAGGGCCAGGAGGUCAGUGAUUAGUGUUUUUUCAAAAGUUUGCAAUAAAUCUGAGGAGGAAAUUCUGGAGAAAAUAAACAUCGGCGACUACAUGGGCGCACAGGAAACGGUUAAUUUCGGCUUGGCAGAUAAAAUCCUCGAAAACAUUAGUUAG
Molecule: messenger RNA, 954 nt
Organism: Theileria parva strain Muguga
Lineage: Eukaryota; Apicomplexa; Aconoidasida; Piroplasmida; Theileriidae
Gene: CLPR1
Product: Clp protease family protein
Exons: 7
Coding region: 94-954 (286 amino acids)
Biological process (GO): protein quality control for misfolded or incompletely synthesized proteins
Cellular component (GO): endopeptidase Clp complex
Molecular function (GO): serine-type endopeptidase activity; ATPase binding; ATP-dependent peptidase activity
Source: RefSeq, a predicted model, not a curated record